Messenger RNA from Salvelinus fontinalis (brook trout), 3450 nucleotides. Its product is annotated as probable Bax inhibitor 1. The coding region runs from base 2153 to 2866 and encodes 237 amino acids. The transcript has 10 exons. Gene Ontology annotation, biological process: negative regulation of RNA splicing; negative regulation of apoptotic signaling pathway; cellular response to unfolded protein. Lineage: Eukaryota; Metazoa; Chordata; Actinopteri; Salmoniformes; Salmonidae. The record is from RefSeq and is a predicted model, not a curated record. Gene Ontology annotation, molecular function: enzyme binding. Gene Ontology annotation, cellular component: mitochondrial membrane.
AUUUUCUUCGUUAUAACGUUUUCAUUAUGUAUUUGAGUGUAAGUUCUAGCUAGCUAGUUAACAUUAAAUUAACGACGUAGCUGGACAAUUCCAUGGUAACGUUAACGGACUCAGAUUUUUCACUUAAAAAAUUACAAACAAAAACCAUUGAUUUCAAAGUUUAACAAACCAUACAACUCUAUGCACAAAGACUACUUUUAACAAUUUCCUCCGAACAUUUUACAAAAACACAUUUACAGGAAUAACUGUACAGAUACAAAGUUUGUUUACAUAAUUAAACUGACGGGGAUUGGCAACAUAAUUACGGUAAAUUUAGCAUCUGCACAGUUUUUUUCCUGUAAAUGUUUUUAUUAUUAUUUAUUCGGGGCUGCUAACUUUUGAAGAAAGCUUGUGUUGAGAUUUGCUAUAUGAAUUUAAUUCCCCAUGGCACAACCCCUAGAUGGGGAGAAUGGGGGUUCUCCCCCAGGAAAAUUAUAUUGUUUUAAAGCUAAUUUCGUGCAAUUAUAUUUAUUUUGACAUGAUUUAGGCCUAUGACCAGGAUGGCUAAUAAAAACCACAGGUCAGGUGUAUUCAGGAUGCUUUGAACAUUUGACAACUUUGUUACUUUGAGAUUUUUGGGGGAUGAAAUUGAAAGUAUAAUUUAAUUUUAAAAAAUUGAAGUGGUUUGACACUAUUCAGACAGUAAUAACAUUUGAUGGAGAGACUGGCAAAUGGGAGAAACAGUGGGAAGCUUGGAAGCAGGGAUUGAUUCCUGUUGUGGAAAGUUGUAUGGGGCACAUGCUGGGGGAGUGUUACCACUACCCAAAGGCUCUGCUCAGGAAAUACUCAUGUUAAUACUUGAUUGCAGUGGGUAACCAAAUCAUAUAUUGCAGUUUCCUUCUCCAUAUAUUGUUUUCAAGGUAAGGACACAAACAUUUUGUAAUUUGGGUAAACCCUGCAUGCACUUCAGGAGGGUUGGCUACUCUUGAUCUAUGUUUCCCAAGUGCUGAGUGUUUGAAAAUGUUCUUGUGCUAACAAUUAAUUUCUCAAUCACCCAACCUUCAAGCAUAAUCUAAUGAAUAUUCAGGUAGUUUAUGCAAACUAGUUGAAGAUCCUUGCCAUCAUCUUACUCUACAUAGACAAAAUAUGAUGUGUUUAUGAGUUGUGAAUCCCCCUACCAUCUCUGCCUAGCACGUGCACAAAUACUAAAAUGUCCCAAAAUCAUAUUUUAGGCCUGGAGCAUUCAGUAUUUGUAUGACUUAUUAAAAAUGUCCAUGAAGGGCUGCACAAAUACAUAGCCUGAUAUAAUUAAUUUUUAAAGACAAGUAGGCAUAUCAGAUUUCAAAUAUGUGAUUACACUGGAAAAAUAAUGAAGAAGUGGAAUAAUAAAACAAGUGUGGGGAAUAACAGUAGUGUUUUGCUGACCCUAUAUUUUAGCCCAUUGUUAAGCAGGAUAAUUGUUCCACUGAUCAGACUAAAUAAAGUAAAUAGAUAUUAAAAACUCAUGAAAACAAGAUUACAUAAAUCUGCCCUGAACACCUAAUCAAAUUAUUUUUCUAUUUAUUUUUUCCCCUCUAGAAUCAAAUUUACACUUUUGGGUUCACAAUCUGUUUGACUAAAUUAUUUUCAUAGUUCAGGUCACCCUACCAAACUUCCCUGCUAAAACAUACUGUAGGUCUGUCUGCUGCCUUUUUGUUGUCACAGCCCGGAUUAAUGCAUGUGUGGAUUAAAUCGAUUUUUAGUACAUGCUGUCAAAAGGCUGCAUUCUGCAAUAUGGACGGGAGUAACAGCAACCUAAUUGUGUUGUCAACAUAAAAUAGCGCUACUGUGCUGCUCUAUUUACAGUUUUAUAAAGUCACCCGAUACCGUUCUCUCUCUCUCCAUUCAGCGCCACUCUACUAAUGUUGAGGGACGUUUCUUUAAAACGCGCACCCAAUCCCCUUGAUCCCUUACAUAACUAGACCAAUCAUAUGCUUCAUUGUGCAACGGUUAACAGUGCUGUGGUAAAACAGGACAAUGAUAGAGGUUCCGCUCACGAUGUUAAAUUGCAGGCGCAGAUGCUAAGAUUUCAAAACGAUUUGGAGCACAGUUGAAACGUAUUCAAUGGACUAAUUAAGAAAAUAAAUGCAGUACUUUUCAAUGCGUUUGAUAUGAGAUCUGUCAAGAUCUCAAUAUGAAUAUAUUUGACCACAGCAUAAAAUUUCAUGCUCUCUUCAAGUUCUCCCAAAUUUCCCACUCUACCCAGUUACACCUGAAGAAUGUCUACUCCAGCUUGGCAGUGUGCAUGUUCGUGGCUGCAGCAGGCUCCUAUGUCCAUGUUGUCACACGGCUCUUUCAGGGUGGUUUGCUGUCACUUCUGUGUUCCCUGGGCAUGAUGGUUUGGUUGUCCAUGAUGCCACACAACUCAGAGACAGAGAAUAAUAGACUGGCUAUCCUUGCAGGGUUUGCUUUCUUCACAGGUGUUGGUCUUGGACCGGCAAUGGACUUUGUCAUUACCAUUAACCCAAGCGUCAUUGUGACAGCCUUCCUAGGAACCUCCAUCAUCUUCAUUUGCUUCACUCUCAGUGCUCUGUACGCCAAGCGUAGGAGCUACCUCUACAUGGGAGGGACUCUGAUGUCUGGAUUGUCCAUCUUGUUCCUUGUGUCUGUGUUGAACAUGUUCUUUGGAACAGCAAUACUCUUCAAGGCUCACAUGUACAUGGGGCUGGUCAUUAUGUGUGGCUUUGUUCUGUUCGACACUCAGCUCAUCAUUGAGAAAGCCGAGAACGGAGACAAGGACUACGUCUGGCAUUGCGUGGACCUGUUCCUCGACUUUGUGACCAUUUUCAGAAAACUCAUGAUUCUUCUUGCCAUGAAUGAGAAGGACAAGAAGAAAGAAAAGAAGUAAAUGGAAGAAAUCCAAUUGAAGUUUCAAAUAAAAAAUGAUCUGUGACAAGGAACAGAACCAGCAACAAAGCCUCUGUCUGCAAUGCUGUUGGUCCUUUUACUAUUUGUCGUUCUUUGUUAACUAAUGGUAUAUUGUUUUUUUUUUGUGCUUUGUUUUGAGCUUGCAAAAGGAGGUUAAAGGCUGUAUUUUAAGCUACUGCUGCAGUGAUGAUGCUUGUCCUGUAGACGGAGUAGUUGUUCUAUGAAGGCCUACAUUCGCAGAGCUGUCUGAACAGUAGGUUUUUUUGCCAUUAAAAAAACAAAUACAAGCUUUUUCAGCAGGCUGUUAUGAGCUUUUGGAGAUUAAUCAUUGUUUUAUUUAAGUCGUAAUAUUUUGGUUCGUUGUCAGUGCUAUUCCCACAAUCUUUUUUGUUUUGUUUAGUUUCUAGAAAGUAUGUGACUGACAUCAUGACCUGUGAUAGUCUUGAGCACCACUCUCCUUGCGCUUUUUCUAUUAUUGUCUACUGCUCCACUUAUGUAUGUUACCUUGAAGAGUAACCUUAUAAACAAUCUCUUGGUACCGUUUUGGUAAUUCAGAUGACCUUU